Suillus fuscotomentosus is the source of this 909-nucleotide messenger RNA. RefSeq lists its product as uncharacterized. The record is from RefSeq and is a predicted model, not a curated record. The transcript has 5 exons. Lineage: Eukaryota; Fungi; Basidiomycota; Agaricomycetes; Boletales; Suillaceae. Gene Ontology annotation, molecular function: SNARE binding; SNAP receptor activity. Gene Ontology annotation, cellular component: SNARE complex; late endosome membrane; endoplasmic reticulum membrane. Gene Ontology annotation, biological process: endoplasmic reticulum to Golgi vesicle-mediated transport; vesicle fusion. The coding region runs from base 50 to 778 and encodes 242 amino acids.
CCAUAAACUACACCUAUUCGAGGGCUCUAGAGGAGCAGCUGGCUGCACUAUGAAUUCCCUCUACACGCACGGCGUCCGGCAAACAAACUCGCUCACUGCCGAUCUCGAGCGGCUACGGAAUGGAGAUAAUUCAGCAUCCCUCCUAGGACAGAUAUCCGCCUCACUCGCUGCGAUGCACAGAACCAUUGAGGAUUAUGAUUCGAUGGCCAAGAGGGAAAUAAUAAAGGCGAAGCAGGAGAAAGGGCAAAUGCGUGUGCAGAAGUUCCGCUCCGACUAUGCAGAACUGAAGAGUCAGUUUGAAUUAAUCAAAACCGAGAAAGCUGCGGCACAGCGAAGCGAACUUCUAGGUGGUACUUCAAACAUGCUAUCUCCUUCAUCUGACACAAGACGACGGUUCACGCCAACUGCUACUGCCUUGAAUGGUGGAGUGUCCCCGUCACAACACUCCGAGUCACCUUUCCGGACGCAAACACCAAUAUCGGGCUCAACACUUCGUGAAAGUCACGCAUUACACGAGCACUCGUUUAUCCAGAAUACGGAGACAAGGUUGGAUGAGUUCCUUGCGCAAGGGCGGGAAGUGCUGGACAAUCUGGUGGAUCAACGGAAUGUUCUUAAGGGGACGCAGAGACGACUCUUGGAUGCAGCAAAUACAAUGGGUCUCAGUCGAGACGUUAUAGGGUGGAUCGAGAGAAGAAGUACGCAGGAUAUGUAUAUCUUCUUUGGCGGGGGAGUGUUCACGUUUUUCUGUUUCUGGUUGAUAUGGCAUUACAUAGGCUAACUCAGCCUAAAUAAUUUGUCUGCUGGACUUGUAUAUAUCGCCUGCAUACGUACUCUUCGUUUAGUUUUGUCCAGCAAUAUUCACGCUGUCGUGUCAGGAGUUGCGGCACUUGCCGGGCUGACGCCGCUUCC